Messenger RNA from Engraulis encrasicolus (European anchovy), 7034 nucleotides. It is a transcript of the gene zcchc14, whose product is annotated as zinc finger, CCHC domain containing 14. Lineage: Eukaryota; Metazoa; Chordata; Actinopteri; Clupeiformes; Engraulidae. The transcript has 13 exons. The coding region runs from base 909 to 4475 and encodes 1188 amino acids. The record is from RefSeq and is a predicted model, not a curated record. Gene Ontology annotation, molecular function: protein binding; nucleic acid binding; phosphatidylinositol binding.
CUAUCUAAUGGAAAAUGAGAGAGUGGGCUGGAUAGCCGUGUAGAGUUUGGGAUAGAAGUACACAGCUGUUUCGCUCGGCUUCAAGGCACGAGCACCAGGAGAUGACAGGAAACGUGUGUUUUUCAUUGUCCUGAACCUGGCGGAUUUCGCGGAGAAGAGAGGGAAGAUUGCGUUUUUUUUUUGCACAAGAGCAGAAUAGGCUGUGCGCAGUUUUUUCGUCAGAAUACGCACAGGAGUCAAACUUCAGUCCGGGAGUAAAACUAUAAGCCUUUGGUUUGAGUUUACAUAUGAGGUUGUUUAUUGGCCGACGCUCCCUCACUAUCGUAACGAAUGCCAUGCCACGGAUUUUAUCUGGGAAAGCCUUUCAAGAGGAACAACAAGGGGUGAAAGCGUUUGGGACAGCGAGCGGAGGGCUGGAUAAAAGGAAACCCACUCUCGACCAAAGACGUUUGCAACAUUUUACAUUUUUGUCGCAGGACGGUACACGGUGUAUUCCAUAACCAACUGACGUGGGACUCUCAGGGGGCUGGUCGAGAAAGGAGAUCUAACCCAGGGGGCUCUGGCUGCGCGCACACAUACACACACGCACAGACGCGCGAAAGCUGUCAAAAGUCACGCUUUGUUGGCCUAUGCUAUAGUGUGUAUAUAAAAAAACGAGAACGUGGCUCUGAGCUAUGGUCCAACGGGCGCGAGACCAAAGUCACAAAAUAGGUUAUUGUGCAGACUUACAUAGUUACACAUUAGAGUGCACUCCAUCCACGACAGUGUCCUGUUGUUUUUGUUGUUGUUGUUAAAUAGUGGACAAGGGGAGGCUGAUACAGUACAACAGACACGUGUUUGCCUGGGAAACAGUUUUUCAUGACAAUGGAAAUGUAAGAUUUCUCUCUAACGUAACGGACGUCAGUUCCAUGACAGCCCUGAAGAUGGUGGAGACGCGGAGCUCCCUCCAGAGGGAAGGGGUGUACCGCUGGUUCUCUGUCCUGAGCUCGGCUCAAAGGGCCGAGUUCCUGUGCGGGCUCCUGGACCUCUGUGUGCCCAUCGAGCUGCGCUUCCUCGGCUCCUGCCUGGAGGACCUGGCUCGCAAGGAUUACCACUCGCUCCGGGACGCCGAGAUCAAAGCCAACAACGCGGCGGACUUGGCGAACCUCACCAACAUCACGGACGAGGUGGUGAGGAGCAAGUUACUUAUCUCCCUGGCACUGCUCAGCUCGGAUAAUCGGGAGGCGGCAGGGGUGCUCUUUCGGACCCUGACGCACAUAGACACCAUCAUUAACAACUAUGGACUGCAGCUUAAUGACGGUCAGACUGGAGACCAGUUCCUCUUGCUCUUCACCAUGGCGUCCAACCAUCCUGCCUUCAGCUUUCAUCAGAAGCAGGUGCUGCGACACGAGCUCACGCAGAUUCACGAGAUUCUGUUGCAGCUGACCAGCGGCGACCAGGCGCACACGGCUGCACUCACCACCGAGGCCUGCUCCGCGCCAACGUGCGUAACCGCGCCUCCCAUCAACUCCUGUCACACCGGUUGCGCAUGUCCCAGCAGCACGGUUACCCAGCGAGAGUUGUCUGUGGAUCCGUCUGAUGAAAUCCCCGCCCCCGAUGCUCCAGAGGCCACGCCCCCCGCCCCACAACCACAGCAGGAGUCACCGGGCCGAAGCCACAGUACUGGGAAAGCCAGUAAAGUGUGGGUGGAGCAGGUGGAGGUGCGGGAGGUGCUGCAGAAACCUGAUAAGAGCACUGAGCUCCUGCUACAGGUGGUGUGGUCCGACUCCAGCCAGUCAUGUGUCAGCCGUAGCCCCCAGGAACUCAAUGAUCUCUUCAGUCAGGUGACUCAGCUGUUUCCUAAUGAGCGCCUUGACAAGUUCUCCCCGGCGUCUCCUCCACACGACUCUCCACUUGAGCUGGAUCCCAGGUGGUUGACGUCCCUCCCUCCUCGUGUCCUGAAGCACGAUAAACUCAGACACUUCUUCGCGCCAGCCCCUCCAUCACAGCUCCCAAACAGCACAGGUCUGGGUUGUCUGCUGCAGUUCCGGGGAGUCAACAGGCCUGUGUGUGGCGUUGCCAGUAUCCAGCCGACAGUGAGCAUCCCCCACCCGGGCCCCGCUCUCCUCCAGAGCGCCCUCCCCUCACCACCACCACCACCGCCUCCUCCCAACGCCAUGCCACCCUCCGCAGUCAGCAUCACCUCCAUGCCACCCUCAGCCACAGCAUCCAUGACAGUGGGCAUGACGUCGCCAGAGUGCGAGGGCGUUGGUGGCGGCGGCGCUGGUGGUAGUGGCAUGGGUGUGCCUCCGUCCCCUCGUCUGCCCCCCCACAUCAGCAUCAGCAGUCUCAGCUUCAUCCCGGCUCAGGUGGCGUCGGGGAAGACACUCACAGCCUGCACGCCGCAGCAGCAUUCACACCCACCCGUGCACAUGAUGCUGCAGCAUUCUCACUCGCAUUCGCACUCACACUCACACUCGCAUUCGCACUCGCCGCAGCAGAUGCCUCACCUGCACAUGCAGACGCAGUUGUCGGUUGCGCAGACACAGAUGCAGGUGCAGAUGCAGGCGCAGACACAGAUGGCCCAGUCACAACAGCAGCAGCAGACGCAGACGCAGCAGCAGCCCAGCCCUGAGCAGAACUGCCUGCUGGACUGGCUGCGCAAACUGCGGCUGCACAAGUACUACCCCGUCUUCAAGCAGCUCACCAUGGAAGAGUUCCUGGCUUUAACAGAGGAGGACCUGAACAAAUACGACUUGACGCAGGGUGCCAAAAAGAAAUUGAAAACGCAGCUGGAACUGCAAAAAGAGAAGAGGUAUGUUGUGUCUCAGUUCCCAGUGUCUUGUAGCGGCGUCGCCAGAGUUACGCCUUCCAGCCACGUCAGUCCCCUUACACACGUACACGCCGGCAGUAACACAGAGCUGCGUGUGGAUGUGGAGACGGGGUCUAUGCCAGUGCCGGUGCCCAGGGACAGCAGCUCCUCCUCGGGCUACUCCAGUGCACCCAACAGCCCCAUGACGCCCCAGAGCAGAGACGCCGCCUUCGACAGAGCCAAAGAACAUCUGCACCGCCGAGUGGACUCAGCCUUGGACCUGCGAGAGAAGGACCACUACAGCAUGCUGAUGAGCCCCAUGAUGUCAUCAGGCCCCAGCCGGCCCACCGCCCAGGUGCUCCCGGUGCAGAACGACCCCAGCGCCUCCUCCCUAAACGCCCAACCACCUCCUCCUCCGCUGGGAGGCCCUGGCUCCCGUGCCUGCCUGGCCUCCUCCCCCCGCAAACCCAGACCCCCGCCUCUAUGCACGGACGACGGACGGCGGGUGGUGGCGUUGUCGUCCUCCCGGCUGGAGAGCCUGUUCCCCAGCCUGAGCCUGGAGGCUGCAGCAGCGGCGGGGGGCGCGUCAGGCCCUCACAUGCUGCGCUCCCCUCCGGGCCUCAUGGUGGAGACCAGCUCGGCCCUCACCGCCACCUCCAACACCUUGCACCACGUCUCUCACCCGCCCCUCCACCUGCAGCUCUCGCCCUCCCUCCCGCCACGGGCUGUUGGCAGCCACCACCACUACGCCUCCUUCCUCUCCUCCUCCUCCUCCUCCUCCAAUUCCAACUCCUCGUCUUCAUCCUCCUCUUCCUCCUCCUCCUCCUCUAACUCCUCCUCAGGCUCUGCACCUUCGUCCUCCUUGCCUUCCUCCUCCUCCUACUCGGCCAAGUCCAGCUACCCGUCGUCGGCCGGCAGCGUUCCCAUGGUGGCCGUGCCGGGCAACACCUACUGCAUCAACAGCAUCUCGGCGGCGGCGUUGGCAGCACCCAGCUCGAACCCGGCAGUGGCGGCUGCGGCGGUGGGGUCUUCCGAAGCCGUGGUGGCCUGCUACGGUGUUUCAUCCACCUCCUACUCUGUGCCUCCUCCGCCGCCCUCCUCUUCCUCCUCCUCCUCCUCCUCGCCGUGCGUGUGCGUGUGCAGCUCGUGUGGAUGCAGUGGGAACUGCGGCUCGUACGCGGCGGCUCUCCCUAGCAGCUACGCCGCCGGCUACUUUCCCCACCCCUUCUCGCCGGGCACCUCCGUCUUCACGCUGGGACCGCUGCUGCACCUCAGCCCCCUGCUGCCAGGGGGCGCCGCACACGCACACACGCACGCCGCUGCAGCUGCUGCUGCUGCUGUCGCCACUGGGCCCGCCCCCUUCUCCUACCCCGUCGUAGCACCUCCCCUUUACGGAAACAGCCUAUCAGCUGAGUCACAACAGCAGCAGCAGCAGCAGGGAUUGGUUCUGCCACCCAUGCAAGGGUUCUUAGGGGGUGGAGCCAACGUUUACCAGGCCCAUGGGAUGAUGGGAAAUGGAGGAGGGAAUUUGAAAAAGGGCGGCGGGAACCUGUCGUGCUACAACUGCGGCGUGACUGGCCACAGGGCGCAGGACUGCAAGCAGCCGCCCAUGGACUCUGCCCAGCAAGGGACUUUUCGGCUGAAGUACGCUCCUCAGACUGACAGCCAAGACUCUGGAGAGUAGGGAAGAUACCCCCGUCUGACAUGGAUGGAGGAUUUAUCGAAAAAGGGAACGGCAGUAGACCCUUUGCGUCCCACAGAAGGGAACUCCACAAUGCUCCAGACUCCAGAAGCUAGUCUACAACUAAUUAUAGUCACAGACUCUUUGUGACAGACUUUGCAGCACCUCAGCACCAAAGCCUCAUAACUACUGCAGCUAUCCAGACUUUUGAAGUCUCCGUCUUCAAGAUUUGAGACCACAGCAAUUCCUAAGUCCUACUUAAUGACUCCCUGUAGUCCCUAAAUGAGUCCUUAAAUCACGAUCAGACAAGCCCACUCGACGACUGUUUGACAGAGCUGUCCCUUGAAACGUCAGGGCUGAAAAUUCCAGGCCUUAACAACUACAGGCCCUAAAAAGUUGAACGUUAACACUUUGAAAUUGUUGUUCCGCUGGUCCCCGAAGUUGCAAGAGGUUCCAGGUCAAAAUACAUCUGAUAAUCCUUGGAUUUCAUCCAGGUAACUUUACAAGACUACACUUCCAAAUAUUGUUAUGCCUGCGCCCAUCAACACGAUCGGAGACCACUGCAAUAUCUACAGACAGGAAUGACCCGAGUGAGCGAGCGCUCUGUCAAAGUUCAUUUCAUAAUGUCCACUGGCUGGUUCAGUGAUUAACUCUUUUUGUGUGUCCUUCUGUCAGUUUGUCUAUUUGUUUGUCUGUCUGUCUCUGUCUGUCAGGUCUAGAACAUCAGAGAACAUUUGACAAGGAGUCAACCACAGGGUCUUUUUUAAAACUUUUUUUCUCUACAGUCUUUUAAACAAUCAAAGUAUUGUGUCAUCAGUGCAAAGACAUUGAAUCAUGUAUCACAGCAUCAUCUUUCCCCCCCUCACCACUCAGGUUGACAAUCUUGCAACUGGACAGUGCCCCCCACCCCACCCUCCCCCUCAACCCAAACUGCUGCAUCUCUGCUGAGGGAGAUACCUGCUGUAUACAGAUCUCCUCUUCUCAUGGCCAAUGGGCUGCACACUCUCCAUUUUCUCACUCCACCCGUGGACCACCCUACCCUAUUUGACACAUUGGGGGUUGAAUCUGCUUUUUCUUCAAUCCAUUGAGCUUCCAGAACAGAUCAAGGAGGGGUGGGGGCGGACAGGAGGCCAGACUAUCACUAUCACUCUUUAUACUCCUGGCAGCUCUUCUCUUAGCAUUGGCUGUGUGGUUGAAUCUUUUGGAACCUGAAGGAAAUCGGCCGAGCGCACGGAAGCGCACAGAACCAAGACUCUUGGGUAUCUCUCUUGUUAUUGUUGUCAUGGUGGGUUUUUUUUACACAAUAUCUUUCAGGUUUUUUUUUAAAUAUACUGUAUUUGUAAGGGAUAUUCAUGUUUAGCGCAUUAUAUGCAAACAUUUCUAUGCCAGUCUAAUGACAAAGCACUUGUAAAAAAAAAAAAACAAAUGGGAAAAAAAGAACUCAUGAAACAAAAAUGUGGAAAAGCAAUCAUGAUCUGGGGUGUGUUUCUCAAAAGCUUAGUUGCUAGCCAGUUAGCAACUUGGGUAGUUGUCAAUGGGAAAUUGCACUGCAAACAACAAAGUAGCUAACGUAGUUAGCAACUAUGGUUUCGAGAAAUGGACCCCUGGAUUUGUAACUUUAAGCUGCACUUGGUUCCUCUUCAGUACCAACUAGUGCUGCAGGUUGUAUGCCUGGUCAAAAUACACAAGACUAGAGUGUUGUUCCCCUUCCCUGGAGCUGAUGUGUACUACUCACACAUACACAGUGUGUGAGCUAACAGACUGGAUACUUAGUCAUCUUAAAGGAGAAUGUGUGGAUGGUAUGCACUACUGUAUGGUUUUUAGAGUGGACAUCUUGAAAGCACUUUGUAUUAUACAAUCAGAGAAUGUUCCCCUGUUUUGUUCGACAACACAGACCAGCGGGUUCUGGUCGCAAAAGAUUAUUGAUGGCGUAUGAAUGAACGCCUGUCGAAGGGGCUCGUCGUCAAAUAUUGCACAGCUGUGUUAGAAGAUGGAAAACCUGACUUCAGACAUUUCAGCCAAAUUUUGCAUCAGCCAUUUGCUGAACUAGUGGAUGCAGGCCUAUGUUCAAAGGAGUAGAUGUGUGCACAUCCCACCCGAUGGGUCAGGUGCAGGACAAUAAAAGCAGGAAUUCAGGUCGAGUGAAUAAAGUGUGCAACACUGCUUGUCUUCUGCGUUAAAUUUAAUAAUGGGAGCUUAACGUUUUGACCCAUCAGGUCUGAUGAAGACUGUCAUUAUUAAAUUUAACGCAGAAGACAAGCAUUGUUGUGAACUUUUUUCCUUCUACCUGGAUGCAUGAGUAGACCUAACCAUAUUUUGGAGAGGGUACAGGUUGCUCCAAGGCUCCUAACCCCAAGUGGAUCCAGGGAGCUUAUCCUGUAGAAGCUCAAAACGAGGAGUCAUUAAAAAGAAUAUCCUCUGCUUAAUCUUCAUAUUGUGCAAUUGUAGUUCCUUCAGAAAAUAAAAUAAAAAUCCACUGCCACAGGAAGACAAGACACUUAACACACAUAUGCCUCUUUUCCACUGCCGGUUUUCUGGUAGGCCUACAGCUCGACACAGCGC